GGCCAUUUCAAAGCUUAGGAUCAUCCCGUAUGUGGAGCAUUUUGAGACUCUUGACGAUCUUGCUGUGUCAUUUUGUAGUGUUCGUACGGCAGAAUGGUGUUUGCCGUUGGUCCAUCUCAACGAUGCCUUGGCCUUGGUGAUACAGCUGGCUCAAGAUUACGCAUCUAAGCAGCGGCAGUAUUCGUUACUACCUAUUUAUGUGAGACUUGUGAAAACGGACGAUCUGUUCAUGAGCCCUGCGAGCAAGUUCAGACCAGAUGGAUCUACAAGCGAAGAAAACUGCUACAUUGAGGUACCAUUCCUCCCCGGAGCUUUUGGCAUUGACGAGUUUCAAGAGGUGGUGGAAGACGCUCUCUACACAAAGUUCAAGGCGAGGCCACACUGGGGAAAGAACAACCGGCUUAACGACAGGAAGAUCCACGACUGCUACGACAAUGACAAGCUGAAAAAGUGGAAACAAGUGUUCCAGCUGUUCAACAAAGGAGGGCCGUUUAACAACCGUUUUACUCACAACAUGGGGUUUGACUCGUUUCUGAUCGACCAACAACCUACACGCCUGGGAACACAACUUACGGCGGGCACCGCCACCUCCUGCGAGUGAGGAGGGGAGGGGAAGGGGAGGUUGAAGGCAUUAUAUCCGAGAUUUCUCGCCCGCUAAUGACAGUAGUGUUGUAGAGUGAGUAGCAAACACGAUAAAUGAAGGUGUUAAAGGGUUUAUGCGUGACACGCGAUGAGUGCAAAUAAUUAUGUGAAGCGUAAAAAGUAACUAAAAGACGUGAAAGACAUAAGUGAUUCGUGACUGCGCCUCGUCAACUUUGUUCUUUCAUAGAAAACGCAGGCUCUUAAUCUAAUUGUCAAGUAGAAACACGAUUUUUAACAAAUUGGUGCUGGUAGUUUCUUUGAGUUAUUUCUUAAUUCUUCCUAAUUGUUACAAACUGUUGCAGUUGGUCACGUUCGAUAUAUCAAUAUUCUAACGUGGCCCCGAGGCUUUCAGGACAAACUUCUAUAUAUGGUGGUGUUUUC
Messenger RNA from Orbicella faveolata, 1023 nucleotides. RefSeq lists its product as uncharacterized. The record is from RefSeq and is a predicted model, not a curated record. NCBI's taxonomy places the organism in Eukaryota, Metazoa, Cnidaria, Anthozoa, Scleractinia, Merulinidae. Gene Ontology annotation, molecular function: D-arabinono-1,4-lactone oxidase activity; FAD binding. Gene Ontology annotation, cellular component: membrane.